Messenger RNA from Chanos chanos (milkfish), 766 nucleotides. It is a transcript of the gene jagn1b, whose product is annotated as jagunal homolog 1b. Lineage: Eukaryota; Metazoa; Chordata; Actinopteri; Gonorynchiformes; Chanidae. The coding region runs from base 136 to 687 and encodes 183 amino acids. Gene Ontology annotation, cellular component: endoplasmic reticulum membrane. Gene Ontology annotation, biological process: vesicle-mediated transport; granulocyte colony-stimulating factor signaling pathway; endoplasmic reticulum organization. The record is from RefSeq and is a predicted model, not a curated record. The transcript has 4 exons.
GUUGUUUUCAGCUCGGUUGAAUGUAUCCGGCAGAUUGUGAGUGCGUAAGUGUAGGAAAUAAUCCAGUGGUUGUUCAUAGGAACCCCGGACGGCCAUUGACAAAUAUUGCUGGGCACUUCUGGGAGGGGAUUAGCCAUGGCUUCACGAGCAGGACCGAGAGCUACAGGUACAGAUGGGAGUGACUUCCAGCACAGAGAAAGGGUGGCCUCUCACUAUCAAAUGAGUGUUGCCCUGAAGGGAGAGAUACGGAAGCUCAACUAUGCUCACAUAGUAGUCUGGGUUUUGGUAAUGGCACAGGUAGUGGUGAGCCAGCUUAAACUGGUAUCACACAACAUGGUAUCGGCCCCUUACCAAUGGGAGUACCCUUACCUCCUCAGUGUCAUCCCCACUGUGUUCAGUUUCAUGGCGUUGCCUAAAAACAACAUCAGCUACCUGGUGAUCUCCAUGAUCAGCGCCGGUCUCUUUUGCAUCGCUCCAAUCAUCUAUGGAGGCAUGGAGAUGUUCCCCGUGGCACAGCAAGCAUUCCGACAUGGAAAAGUCUACCGUUACAUCUUCGGCUUUUCUGCCGUGUCCGUCAUGUAUCUGGUGCUCGUUAUUGGGGUACAAGUACAUGCCUGGCAGAUUUAUUACAGCAAAAAACUGUUGGAUGCCUGGUUCACUUCUACGCAGGAAAAGAAAAAGAAAUAAAAAUGCCAUGUAUCAAAAGAAACUGUAUCAAAAUCCCAAUGGAUGUUGAAGCUCAGGUUUUGUUCCAUCAUAUAUAUAU